Dreissena polymorpha is the source of this 1518-nucleotide messenger RNA. RefSeq lists its product as uncharacterized. The record is from RefSeq and is a predicted model, not a curated record. The transcript has 4 exons. Bases 1 to 1518 code for a protein of 505 amino acids. Lineage: Eukaryota; Metazoa; Mollusca; Bivalvia; Myida; Dreissenidae.
AUGCCAGCACGAAGGAAGAUCAGAGUCGGCCAAAGAAAGAAAUACGCAUCUGUUCAGAAGAAGUCCAAAGUGUUUAAGAUUGAAGACAUUGUCGCAGCAGAAUCUGAUGCAUUCUUUGCAAAGCCACUGGGCUUCUUUUUGUCCGAUGCGGAGGAUAUUAAUAGCUUAACUGAUGUCAUUCCUGUUGAAGAUAUUGAUAGUGAUGGGUUUUCUGCAAAUGAAUUCAUAGUUUGUUUGGAUAAACCAUACAAAUACUCACCGGAUGUUGUUUUGGAGGACUUUAUAUUGAGCAAACUGAGAGAAAGCUGUGAGCAGGCUUUAAAAAGUGAUAAGAAAUUUAUGUAUAUGACUAACUCUUCAAAUUUGAAAUGUGUAGAACUGUAUGACAGUGAUGAGCACUGGGAAACGCCAAGAGUUAAGACAUGCAUAAGUGUAGAUAAAGACCUGGCAAUAAAAAUCAUGGUGCAUGGCAAGUCUUUACCUGACAGUGCCACAAUUUAUAGAAGAAUUGGAAGCUCAUGCUAUUCUAUGAAGACUAUUCAAAAAGUGUUUGACAUUAUCAGUGACUAUCACAUUUGUGAAGGAAACAAUGAUGCAGAGCUUCAGGAUCUCAUUCCAGUUGGAUCUUUUAUGGAUAUAUCCAAUGGAUACAAGUAUCAAGGUUACCGUGACUCUUUGUACAGCCAGUCAACGAUAAGAUCAAAGAGAUGUGACUUGUUUGUACAAAGGAAAGGUAGUCGCUGUAUUGGUUGUCAAACUUACCGUCGAACACUUCGCAAAGUUUUGAAUCGAAGAAAAAGUUCUCCUAAAGUUUCUACACCCAAGAAGGAUUGGACUAAAUGUAAAACUUCCAACAAGAACUUAACAGAACAUCAAAAAUUGCAUAAAAUUAAACAACUGAAAGACAUUACCUCCCAGUUGCAAUUGGAAAAUGCCCGUUUGAGACGUGAAAUUGCUUACAAAAUUAGAAGUGAAGGUGUCUGCUUGUCGGAAAAAGAAAGUAAAGACUUAUCUGAACUGAUGCAAAGUUGUGAAUGGGACGUUAAAAAGAGUCACCCGGAUGAAUCUUCAUAUCAGCGUUUGUUCUGGGAAGAACAAUUCAAGUAUUCGCAACUAAACGACAAUCGGGGCAUGCGCUGGCACCCAUCAAUUAUAAAAUGGUGCAUUUAUUUAAAAAGUAAAAGUGCUACAACAUACGACACUUUGAGGAAUUCUGGUUUUGUUAAACUACCCUCCGAGCGAACUCUGUUUGACUACACAAAUGCGAAUGCUAAAGGAGUAGGGUUCCUUGAGGGCAACAUUGACAUGCUUAUAGAUGAAACGGAAGGCUACACAGAUCACCAAAGGAUAGUUGGGUUGCUUCAGGAUGAAGUUAAAAUCAAAAGUGACCUCGUUUAUGACAGACAUACUGGUGAACUCAUAGGAUUUGUGAAUCUUGGCUCAAUUAAUAACAAUUUGAACGAUCUAAAAAAUGAAUGUGAUUGUUUAGCCAAAUAUGUGUUAGUUGUAAUGAGCUAA